Molecule: messenger RNA, 675 nt
Organism: Seminavis robusta
Lineage: Eukaryota; Bacillariophyta; Bacillariophyceae; Naviculales; Naviculaceae
Source: the annotation of a GenBank genome assembly
AUGUUGCCUUUGCCUCCAACCGAACUGAGUACUGCCAACAGAAGACCCCAAGCACGACCAGGAGCCUAUGCAAGUGGAAAUUCUCAAGCACUAGAGGAAAAUUUGGAAACAGCAGAGACAAACAUUGGACCAGCGACUACUCCUACUCGACCACAUACGGUCGAACCAGAAAAUAGUGGCUUGGCCGUGGCCAAUUUGGUAGUGGCAGAUGAAACAACCCCUCAAGAUCUGCCCCAUGCGCAAGAUUAUAAUCCGGACAACAUCAACAACAACAGAGAAGAAAGGAUGAAGCAAUUCAAAACUAAGGUCCUCUUGGGAGUCAUUGUCUUCUUGGCCAUCACGAUUAUUUUGGUAGCCAUUUUGACACCUGGAAAGAAACGGGAUAAUCUUGUCCCAACAGCCGUGCCUAGUGAGGUGCCCAGCAGCAACCCAUCCCAGGGGCCAUCAUCCUACUCAGAAUACUGGCUGUCACUUUUCCCUGAACCAACAGUCUCUGCAAUUCUGGAGGACCCAGAAUCGCCUCAGUUGAGGGCUUCGAGUGGCUCUUGGAAGAGAAUGACAUCCUACACAACCUUACAGAACAAAGAGUUGUACAACGUUUUGUACUUGCAGUGUUCUAUUUUGCCAACAGCAAAGAACAAUGGCUUUUCGUUGGCUCAACCACAGUGUUCAUGA